GUUUGUUUCAGCAGCUGUGUUCAUUAGUAUAUGAUCAAAAAGAUUUGAAUUUGCUUGCUGUAUAAUAGUUUACUUGCAACAUGACGCAGUCUAUCAUGGUGCAAGUUGGACAAUGUGGAAAUCAAAUUGGAUGUCGAUUCUGGGAUUUAUGUCUUCGAGAGCAUUCAUUCCAUGACCAGAAAGGAAUUUAUAAUGAUUCUGUAUCAAGUUUCUUUCGGAAUACUGACUCUCGUUUUGACUCUGGGGCUGAUAUACCAGUGGGUCAAGGAAAAUCAAAAAUAAGCAAUUUGAAAGCUCGUGCUAUACUCGUGGAUAUGGAGGAAGGAGUUAUAAAUGAAAUGCUUCAAACUAGAUUAGGUUCAAUAUUUGAUCACAAGCAAUUAAUAACAGAUGUAUCUGGAUCUGGAAAUAAUUGGGCAGUUGGGAAUAAAGAGUAUGGUACUCUUUAUAAAGACCAAAUUAUUGAACAAGUUCGUAAAGCUGCAGAAGCAUGUGAUUGUUUGCAAUGUUUCUUUAUUGUUCACUCAAUGGGAGGGGGAACUGGUUCAGGUCUUGGGACGGCAAUUCUUGCUCUCUUGAAAGAUGAAUAUCCUGAAGUUUAUCGAUUUGUCACAGCUGUUUAUCCAUCACAGGAUGAUGAUGUUAUUACAUCUCCUUAUAAUUCUGUUUUAGCUAUGAGACAGUUGACUGAAUAUGCUGACUGUGUGUUACCCAUAGAUAACCAAUCAUUGGUAAACAUUUAUGAUAAAGUUAGUCAAGCUCAAUCAACAAAUAAAUUCAGUUCUGAUCGGUCUGUUAAGGUGGAUUCACUUGUAACAUCUAAUAAAGGAUGUUUAGAGCAAAAAAAAGAAAAACCCUUCGACAGUAUGAAUAACAUUGUUGCCAAUACUAUUCUUAACAUGACUAGUUCGUCAAGAUUUGAAGGAUCUCUGAAUGUUGAUCUGAAUGAAAUUGCUAUGAAUUUAGUUCCGUUUCCGAAAAUGCAUUAUUUAAUAUCUAGCGUUGCGCCACUUUAUAUUUCUAAAGAUGUCGGUUUGCCACCAAGGCGUCUCGAUCAAGCAUUUGGAGAUUUAUUUACCAAAGAUCAUCAACUGGUAACAGCAGAUCCCGCUCGUAGUUUAUAUCUGGCUUGUGCUCUUAUGGUACGAGGUUCAGAUGUGAGUGUGUCGGAUUUGCGCCGUAAUAUAGAUAAAUUGAAAGCCAACUUAAAUUUUGUGCCUUGGAAUAUGGAAGGUUGGAAAACAGGACUGUGUAACUUCCCGCCGGUUGGCCAACCUUAUUCAUUACUUUGUUUAUCAAAUAAUACAUGCGUUCAACAUGCAUUUAGAAAUCUUCGAGAAAGGUUUUCCAAGUUAUAUAAACGGAAAGCUCAUGUUCAUCAUUAUGAAAGAGUUGAUGGUUUCGAUCUCUCACUUUUCGAUGAAGGUCGAGAAUCAUUGAAUUCUGUCAUUGCAGAAUAUCAAGAAAUGGAAAAUAUAGUGUUCAAAUCGCAAGAUGGUGUUUCCAAUGUGCCUCGAUUGAAAUUACUGUAGAUCAAAUUUUGUUAGUCACAAUUGACUCGGAAAUAUGCAACAUUUAAUUGAUAGCCUACUGGGAGAAAAUUAAGAAAAAUAUUUGUGUUUUUGUCCUUCUACUGGCAAGCGUUUUACUUUUGUUGUAAAGCUAAAGAAAAUAUUGAUUGCCUGAAAUAGAAAUUUUCCCUUUUUUCUUUUUCAACUAUGUAAUCACCUAACCUUCAUAUAAUAUUUUUUUUGCAUUUUGUGAUUGUGAAUAUUCAUUUUUUAUCCAAGUGCCUUUACUAUGAAAUGUUACCACUGUCUAGGUCUAAUUUUUCGAACCACUGGAUUUUGUAUUUUACCUUUUUUCCUAUAUUUGUAAACUAUUCAAAAUUCUUAAUAGUGAAAUAAAGGUUCCUUCAUUUUUUCA
This is a messenger RNA of Styela clava, 1926 nucleotides long. Its product is annotated as tubulin epsilon chain-like. Gene Ontology annotation, cellular component: microtubule. Gene Ontology annotation, biological process: microtubule-based process. Lineage: Eukaryota; Metazoa; Chordata; Ascidiacea; Stolidobranchia; Styelidae. The record is from RefSeq and is a predicted model, not a curated record. Gene Ontology annotation, molecular function: GTP binding.